CCUUCUUAGUGUGGAUAUCUUAUCGGUCACUAAUGGGUAAAAUAGAAGAAAUUUCCGAGGAAGAAGCUAGAAAAAUUAGUGAAGAACAACUUGAAACAGUAAGUAGUGAUGAAGAUUGGGAAGAUGUAGAGACUUUUGAAGAAAAAUUUGAGGCUUUAAAGGAACUUAUCCCUUUUACUAUCAGGAAAACCUUUUCGGGAACAGCGGCUUGGUUUCUUUCUUCUACUGCGAUAUUUGUAGUUUUACCGGUUCUUUUUUUUGCUGAAGAGGAAAAUCAUUUUGAGGAACAAUUGCAGGAACAUAAAGAAAGACUUAAACGGCAACGAUCGUUAUUGCAUCCGGAUCUCUAUGAUCUUCCUAAGGUUGAUAUCCCGGCUCCUCAUUUUUAAAGCUAUAGAUUUUCUAUUUAUAAUUUUUAUCAAACAGUCAAUUUUUGUAGGUUUCUUAUGUUAUGGCACGAUAUUCUGAAAAAUAAAACUAUGA
Messenger RNA from Zophobas morio, 483 nucleotides. RefSeq lists its product as uncharacterized. Lineage: Eukaryota; Metazoa; Arthropoda; Insecta; Coleoptera; Tenebrionidae. Bases 33 to 389 code for a protein of 118 amino acids. The transcript is spliced from 7 exons. The record is from RefSeq and is a predicted model, not a curated record.